AUGGAGCGCAAUCAAAACGCGCCCGAUCGAUUCUCAUUCUUCACCUCUGAGCGUGACGAAACGGUGCAUGCUCCAAGCAUUAGCGGAUUGCUGGGCGAAUCGAAGGCACGCUCCUUCAAGGACCUCUUCCGUGCUGAUCAAGGUAUUUGGUGGCUCGACGUUUUAUGCCCCUCUGACCUCGAGAUGCGCAUCUUGGCAAAAGCAUUUGGCAUCCAUCCGCUCACGGCAGAAGACAUUCGUGUCCAAGAAACGCGAGAAAAGGUGGAACUCUUCAAGUCCUACUACUUUGUCUGUUUCCGAUCCUUUGAUCACGACAAGGACUCUGAAGAUUUCUUGGAGCCCGUCAACAUCUAUCUCGUGGUGUUCAAGGAAGGUAUUUUGUCCUUCCACUUUGAGCCGACCAUGCAUCCCGCCAAUGUGCGUCGACGUAUCCGUCAGCUGCGUGAUUACCUGCACGUCUCAUCAGACUGGAUCUCCUAUGCCAUCAUUGAUGACAUUACAGAUGUGUUUAUGCCGUCCAUCCACGAAAUGGAACAAGAGACGGACGCUAUUGAGGAUGCUGUGCUGAUCGCGCGCUCCGAUGACUCUGGUGCUAUGCUUCGGCGUAUCGGCGAAUGCCGCAAGCGUGUCAUGGCGCUCUUCCGCCUACUUUUCGGCAAAGCAGAUGUCAUUAAGCAAUUCGCGAAACGCUCUCACGAAGGCCUCUCGAAUGGCGAGCGUAGCUCUGAUGUUGGCUUGUAUCUCGGUGAUAUUCAAGACCACGUCAUCACCAUGACUCAAACGCUUGUUCAAAUUGAAAAGAUUCUGUCUCGUUCGCAUGCCAACUACCUGGCUCAGCUCUCGGUGGAUUCCAUCUCGAUGAAUAAUCGCCUCAACAAGGCACUUGGCAAGAUCACCUUUAUUGCAACGAUGCUCGUGCCGUGCACACUGCUGACAUCGGCGUUUGGUAUGAAUGUCGCUGUUCCGGGACGCGAUGUCAAUUCGCUCUGGCCAUUCUUCACGUUGUGUGGAAGUAUGGUUUUGUUUGUGUUUAUCUGUUUCCUCUAUGCUCGUCGACGCGGUGCCUUCCAGUAG
Protomyces lactucae-debilis is the source of this 1074-nucleotide messenger RNA. RefSeq lists its product as uncharacterized. Gene Ontology annotation, molecular function: magnesium ion transmembrane transporter activity. Gene Ontology annotation, cellular component: plasma membrane. Gene Ontology annotation, biological process: intracellular magnesium ion homeostasis; magnesium ion transmembrane transport. The transcript has a single exon. Bases 1 to 1074 code for a protein of 357 amino acids. The record is from RefSeq and is a predicted model, not a curated record. NCBI's taxonomy places the organism in Eukaryota, Fungi, Ascomycota, Taphrinomycetes, Taphrinales, Protomycetaceae.